CGGCCAUGUUGAGGUCGCCCGGGCAACAUGGCGGGGAGCUCGGCGUCCAUUGGUGUGGCUGAGAAACUGCAGGGACUCAACGGGCUCUUUGCGAUUCACAAGAGGAAAGGCCCCACUUCAGCAGAUGUGCUGAACCUCCUGAAAACUAAGCUUUUGGAAGAAGCCGGCAUUAAGCAGCAUCGAAAGAAAAGAAAGAAACAAGUUCUGAAAAUGGGACACGGAGGAACCCUUGAUAGUGCAGCUUCGGGCGUACUUGUGGUUGGAAUUGGAAAAGGGACCAAAAUGCUCAGUGGAAUGUUAUCCGGCUCCAAGAAAUACACAACAGUUGGAGAAUUUGGAAAGGCUACAGACACAUUUGAUGCAAUAGGGAUGGUGACAGAAGAACAAUCAUAUGAUCAUAUAACAAAGGAUGAUCUGGAAAGAACUCUGAAGAAAUAUACGGGAAGCAUUAUGCAGACACCACCAUUAUAUUCUGCCUUGAAACAAAACGGGCAAAGGCUUUCCUGUUUGAUGAAGAAAGGAGAAGCUGUAGAGUCUAAACCUGCAAGAUCUGUCAUGGUGUAUGAUCUUUCUGUACAGGAUUACAGUCCUCCUCACUUUACUCUUAAUAUUGAAUGUGGAGGUGGCUUUUACGUCCGUAGUUUGGUGAAUGACCUUGGCAAAGAGCUUUCUUCGUGUGCCCAUGUUAAAGAUUUGAUCAGGACCAAACAAGGACCUUUCACAUUGUACGAACAUGCACUUCAAGAGGAGAAGUGGACAAUUGAUGAAGUAGUAAAAGCCAUUGAGAACUGCACACAAUUAGUACCAUCUGAAGGAGGAUGUAAGAAAUUGAAGACUGAAAUCUCUGAACAAGAAAAAGAAAUUGAUUGAUAGUGCAGUGCAUUUCUCGAGGACAAUAAAGACUUGCAGUGCAUUUCUUUUAAAGUUGCCAAGCAGGAGAUAUGGCAUCCACUUUUGCACAACCAUGUUCUACAAACUGUAAUAUAUUGGCAGCUAAAUGCUCUUGAUUGUUUGAGGAAUAAAUGUUGGUCAGAGACAUGUAAUCUAAUAAUGAAUUAAAGAUUCAGUACACAUUCUGUUCACAAAACUAAUUUAAUAAAUGGGUACAUUUUUUCA
Molecule: messenger RNA, 1116 nt
Organism: Amblyraja radiata (thorny skate)
Lineage: Eukaryota; Metazoa; Chordata; Chondrichthyes; Rajiformes; Rajidae
Gene: trub1
Product: TruB pseudouridine (psi) synthase family member 1
Exons: 8
Coding region: 28-870 (280 amino acids)
Biological process (GO): tRNA modification; mRNA pseudouridine synthesis
Cellular component (GO): nucleus
Molecular function (GO): pseudouridine synthase activity; RNA binding
Source: RefSeq, a predicted model, not a curated record